Tetranychus urticae (two-spotted spider mite) is the source of this 3583-nucleotide messenger RNA. The record is from RefSeq and is a predicted model, not a curated record. NCBI's taxonomy places the organism in Eukaryota, Metazoa, Arthropoda, Arachnida, Trombidiformes, Tetranychidae.
UUUUGUUUCAAUUUGAAUGAUUAAAGCCAACAUUUUGGACACUUUAUUUUCCUCUUUUACAUUUUCGCUUUUAUGAUUAUCCAACAUAAUGGACUAAAAAUAGCCAAUUAACUAACAAACCAUCAACAGCUUUAUACCUUUUGACCACCUUUACCAUCUUUAAUUGAAACAAUUGUCAAAAUUGGAAUAAUUUGCUUCUUCCAAUGUAAAGUCCAUUUUGUUGUCACUUCUUGAUGAAUUGUUAUUCCAUGGACUUAAUGUGUAUUUUUAAUCACCACUUGGAUUGUUAUCAUCACUAUUGUGAUCCCUUUUCACCAACUCAAUUUACCAUUUGUGCCAACCUUGUCUCGACAAUUUUGUCUCAAAAUUAAUGCUAACUGUUACAAACUUGUAACCAUUUUUCACUAUUUUUUUGGUGCUCACGUGAAAUGAAAUUACAACUAAUUGUUUGUGUAACUAAUCUUUUCUAUUUAAUACAACCCUCAAUUGCUAAUAAACAAUCGACUAAAUCAUCUCAUCAUCCAGAUGAAUAUUUUCAUAAAGCUCUAGUUGGAAGUCGAACUCGAUUAAAUUGUAAAAUAAGUGUUUCCACAAAUGAUUCAGUUCAACUGAUUCUUUGGUGGCGACGUCGAGAUGCAACCGGUCCACCAUUUUAUAAGAUUGAUGCUCGCAAUCGUUCACUUUCCUCAGCCUCACACAUCAUUGACAACACCAACUAUACUGGUCGAGUUGAAUUUGAUCUUAACCGAUCACAGUUGAUUAUAAAUCAUGUUCGUGAAGAAGAUGAUGGCGACUAUACUUGUCGAGUUGACUACAAGGCUCAACGAACACGUUACACUUAUAACCAUUUAUACGUUCAAGUGCCACCCAAAAAGUUGAUGAUCGAAGAAACGCAUUCGGGUAAACUGUUGAAUCGUCAUGUUGGACCUUUCAAUGAAAACUCGACUCUUCCCUUGUCUUGUAAAGCAUUCAAAGGUCAACCUAAACCUUAUUUAGAAUGGUAUAUUGAUGAUGUUCCUAUUAAAUCAAGUGAUUCUCAAUAUGAUCCAAUGAAAGAGGAAACUUACACUCGGCUUGAACUCAAUUUGGAACGGAAAUACGAUAAAAGUCAAAUAAAAUGUGUUGCCAAUUUAAAAGACUUUCUCUCUGUUCUGGUAACCGAGAUUACAAUUCAUCUUAAUCUUACACCUUUAAAUACAACAAUUCAAUUCAUCAAGUCAAAUGUUGUUGCUGGAAACAUUGAGAUGAUUUCAUGUCAUUCCUAUGGUUCAAAACCUCCGGCCAAUAUAACUUGGUUCAUUGGAGACUAUGAGCUCAACAACAGUCGAUUAACAAUCGAUGAAACGAACUUAUUUAGCACCAGUUUACUCAAAUUCACUCCUAGUGUUAAUCACAAUGGUAAACAUUUAAUCUGUAAAGCAAUUAACCCACAUUUUCCUGAUUACUCAAAGACGGAUCAGAUUCUUCUCAAUGUUCAUCAUAAGCCCAAUGUUCACCUCAUCAUUUCUGGUCCAGAUAAUGAGAAAAAUUACUUCAUGGAAGGUGAUUCUGUUCGAAUGAAUUGUAACACAAGUUUUUCCAAUCCUGAUGUAACAUCAUAUCAAUGGUAUCAUGAAACUUCAAGAAUAUAUUCCGAGCCUCUCAAAGGAAUCAAUGUUGAUGGUGAAAUAUUGUUACUCCAUUCGGUUGGUAGAGAGCAUAUUGGUCGAUAUGUUUGUAUUGUUAGUAAUAAUAUUGGAGAAAGUAAAUCAAAUUUUGUUUCGCUUAAUAUUUUAUAUGCUCCUCAAUGUAGCAGUCAACAGAAAAUUAUCUAUGCUUUUAGACCCAAUGUUCCAAUUCAGAUAAAAUGUCAAAUUGAUGCGAAUCCACCUGAAGUGACCUUUUCAUGGACUGAAAGUCAGAGUAACUCUUUACCGUCCGAUAUAGAUUUUAAUAUAUCGUCAAGUGGCCUUUCAAGUAUUCUAACUUUUACUCCAAUAACAACCAAUGAAACUAUAUUUGCCUGUUCCGCCGUCAAUUCAGUGGGUAAAUCAAAAGAUUCCUGUUUUAUUACACUCAAGCCUGCAGGACCUCCUGAAGCUCCUAGAAACUGUAACAUUAGUCCACCUCCAAGCACAACGGACCUGUUGACUUGUAUACCUGGAUCAGAUGGUGGAGUUGAUCAAAACUUUGUCGUUCAAAUUCAUCCCUCUGACAACCUCGAUCUUUUGAUUGGUGAAAAGAUUGCCAAUGCAAAUCCAGUUUUCCAUCUUAAAGGCUUACAAUCCAAUCGAAGUUAUCAUAUUGAAAUUUAUGCUGAAAAUGAGCUGGGAAGAAGUCAAUCUCUAAUUAUACCAUUUACUACUCAUGUUACAGAAUCAACUUCAAUUAUUCCCAGCAGUUCAUCCAAAGUUAACCUCAUGUCAAUGGUUAUUUAUCCAGCAACAAUAAUUGUUGCCAUCUUCAUUACAAUAGCACUUUUCAUGAUCAAAAUUCACUUGAAAAGUAAAAGUUAUAAACCAUCUGAAGAUGGUUCAAGUGAACGAGUUAUCAAUGGUAAAGCUAACGGUUUGGCCAAUUUUGUGGAAAAAAAUGUUCAAAAAGAAGCCUCUUUGAGAUCGUUGGUUGAACACGGAAACACCAAUAAACUCACCAAUGGAUCAACCUUGGUUGUUGGUGUUGACUCGCAGGGAAACGUUGUUACCCGUGAGAUUGGGGACACUGUAGUGGUCACUGUUGGAUCCGAGGUAAACUCGCAUGAUGAAGGGUCAACCUUGAUUGGUUCAUCAACCUACUUGAUUAGUGAUAAAAAUGCUCGUAACAUGGAAGUUUCAACGCAAGUUUCGUACUCGCCGUCAGCCACCAAGUUGUCCUCAAUGGUUCAAGAUGUAAGCAACUCAUUGCAAACAGUGUUGCCUUAAAAUACUGUAAACUCAACUAACUUUCAACUUGAAUCUACUAAUCACGUUAAAGCAAAAAAACAUGAAAAAGUAACACCAACAACAACAAUUUAUGAAACCAUGUUAAUGAUAACUGUCUAUCUGAUGUGAUAUCAAAAAGCCAUGAAACUGGGGUUAACUUGAAACAAGCUUACAUCAAAUAAUCCAACAAUACUCUCAAUAUUACAUGAUUCAGUUUCAAGAUUGUUUCAUUUGGUUGUUUCUCAACAAGAGAAAACAAAAAAUAACUUUUUACUCCAACUUGCACGUAAUAUUAUUAUUACCUUUAUAUGCAUUCACAUUGUUGUUCAAACUCUUGGUUUUACUUUGUUUUGUUUUCUUUCUUUUUACCUGUCAAAUUGUUUUACCUUUUUUGUUCCUCUUUUCACCUUGAUUCUGCUUCUCUUGAAACUCAUAUUCAACUUUUCCUCUUCAAACAAGAAUCAACAUUUCAGGUGAAAAUAAUUCAUCCUUUCCCAUCCUUAAUCCAAUGAUGGGUUGAACAAAAAUCUGUCAUUUUUUGAUUCAACUCAUUUUUUCUUUGUUUUGUCUGGAUAUUGAAUCUUUAUUUGUCACAUAUUUUUUUUAAUUUUGAUUUUCGAUUAAUUCUUACUUUUAUUUUUGCUUUUUUUGUGUUGCGAUUUGUCUCGUUUUGCAUUCAAUGA